Messenger RNA from Leptidea sinapis, 3926 nucleotides. RefSeq names its product probable serine incorporator (gene Serinc). The transcript has 13 exons. Bases 141 to 1523 code for a protein of 460 amino acids. The record is from RefSeq and is a predicted model, not a curated record. Lineage: Eukaryota; Metazoa; Arthropoda; Insecta; Lepidoptera; Pieridae. Gene Ontology annotation, cellular component: membrane.
AGUCGGUAAAUACUAAAAUAUUACCUAUUUUCUUUGUGAAAUGUGAAUUGUGAUUUUGUUGACUGAAGAUUACUUUGCAAUAUUAAAUUCCGUGUCAGUUAAUCAGAAAACUAUUAUAAGGAGAAACACUAAAAUUGAAAAUGGGUGCAGUAUUAGGUCUUUGUUCAGCAGCUCAGCUUGCAUGCUGUUGUGGGAGCUCAGCUUGUUCCCUCUGUUGCUCAGCUGUGCCAUCAUGUUCCAACUCAGUAUCUACAAGGAUCAUGUACACAGUAAUGUUGCUGCUUGCAAUGGUUGCAGCCUGUAUUACAUUGGCUCCAGGAUUACAUGAGGAAAUGAAGAAGGUCCCAUUUUGUGCCAAUUCAACAGGAUUGAUUCCGGGAAGUUUAAAAGUUGAUUGCGAUAAUGCCGUUGGAUACUUAGCUGUUUAUAGGAUUUGUUUUGCAACAUGCCUUUUCUUUAUAUUAAUGGCGCUUAUUACUAUUGGUGUGAAGUCUUCUAAGGAUCCACGAGCUGGAAUACAAAAUGGAUUUUGGGGUAUCAAGUACCUCUUAAUAAUUGGUGGAAUCAUUGGAGCCUUCUUUAUACCCGAAGGUCAAUUUGCAUCAACUUGGAUGGUGUUCGGAAUGAUUGGUGGUUUUAUGUUUAUAAUAAUACAGCUCAUCUUGAUCAUAGACUUUGCACAUUCUUGGGCUGACAGGUGGGUUGAAAAAUAUGAAGAAACUCAGUCUCGUGGAUGGUACUCAGCCUUGCUACUUGCUAUGCUAUCAUGUUAUGGCCUAGCCAUCACCGGUAUUACACUGCUCUAUGUCUUCUAUACAAAGCCGGACAGUUGUGACCUCUCGAAGUUCUUCAUCUCAAUCAACCUGAUACUGAUGGUAGGCGCCAGCGCUAUAUCGAUCCUUCCGUCAGUUCAAGAGCACCAACCUCGCUCUGGUCUGCUGCAGUCCUCAGUGGUCUCGCUAUACGUCGUGUACCUCACUUGGUCGGCGCUCUCCAACUCCGCCGCGGAAUGUAAUGCCAGUGUCACGGGAACUAAUCAGGAGACACAAGAAGAUUCUUAUUGGAACUCAUUCGACAAGCAACGCAUCAUCGCCGUGGUAAUCUGGGGUUGCAGCGUGCUAUACUCCAGCAUCAGAACAGCCUCCAACUCCUCCAAGAUAACCAUGUCCGAGCAUAUACUGGCCAAGGAAGGAAAUGCAGGAAAUGGAGGUCUUAUUGCUAAUGAAGGUUAUGAUUGUAUAGAGGGCGACGGCGGUGAGGCGGGCAAAGACGACGGGGCGAAGGUGUUCGACAACGAGGGUGACGGCGUCGCCUACUCCUGGAGCUUUUUCCACGUAGUCUUCGCUCUGGCGACCCUCUACAUCAUGAUGACGCUCACCAACUGGUAUAACCCUAGCUCGCAGCUGUCCCAGGUGAACGAGGCGUCAAUGUGGAUCAAGAUCACGUCAUCGUGGCUGUGCGUCGGCCUCUAUGUGUGGUCCCUGGUCGCACCCGCCAUCUUCCCCGACCGAGACUUCAGCUAAGCUUACCCGUUAUACUCAAUACUUCUCUACCGCGUUCAUUUGAAUAAGCUUGUAAUAUAGACUAUCGUGUAUGUCCUAAUACGUAGGCAACUGGAGACGAUCACGCACAUAAUAUUCAAACGAUACACUAUACAUAACAAAAUUAAAACGCUUCAUCUAGUCACAUAGACACGCGAAAGCAAACCGAAAGGAAACAAAAGAAAACGUGGCGAACUGAAAAGCGUGUCAUGCCAGGACAAACCAAAGGCGAGGCGUGAGCGAGAUAGAUGUAUUAGCUGGCUUUGUAGGCACAAUGUCAAACAGAGCGAUGCGAAGCAAGAAGCGAAGCGCGGAGUUUGUGUUUAUUAACAAAACUUUUGACACGAGUGGCGUAACGCAACGCAUCGCUUUCGGUUUGCUGUGCCUACUUUAUAGUUUGACGUCUUCGCUUCUGUUCGCAUUAUCCAUGCUUCCAGUUCGUUUCGGUUUGCAUUUAUGUUUGACAAUACCGUUAAACUUCAUAAAAUGAAGACACGUGUCAAAGUAAUUAAAUCACAAUAGCUUAUAUAAUGUACAAAAUAAAAGAUUAAGGCUGGGUUGCACCAAAUUACCUGUUGUAGUUAAGAUUAAAGACAAAUUUAAAGUUAACAUAACACUGACCGUAUCAUAGAUUGGGGAAUGUGUUGCACCACGCAUGGCAUGGUUAAACUUAUCAUUUUCUUUUUCUAGACCUGAUAUUGGUCAUUAUAUUAUUACUUUCGUCUUCAAAACUAGUAGAUUCCUCUAUUAAUUCUCGAAGUAGGGACAUGAUGUUAUUUUAGAGCUAAACACAUUAACGGCCUUACAAAUAAAAUUGGCAUAAAGUUAUAAGUAAGCAUAAACCAAGAAUAUGUAAAAUGUAAAAUUAGACAUUUUGCUCACGAAUGGUUUGUUCGGACGUAUAAUGUUUCCCGCGUUUAUUUGCAAGGCAGCUUGUCAUUCGAAAAACUUCAGAAUUAUCGUGUUGUCAACGAUAUUGUAAACAUUUUGCAUUUUCUUUGUUUAUCAUCAGUUAUAUCUGUAUACCAAGAUUUGUAAGGCCGAUAGGCUUUAGAAUAUUUUAGUUUGUCAAACUUUAUACAUCUGGCAGCUACUUAACAUUAACAAUAGCUUAACCGGCGAAAUUUGGACGGUUAAGGUUAACAGAUAUAACGUCAUCUAAAAUCUCUUGUCAAUUGGUGCAACUCAUUUUUUGUUUAACCGGUACUUUAACAUGUUUGUUGUGCAAAACCCAGCCUUAAAAGCCGAUUUGCAACAUAUGCCGUAAAUAUUAAACUAUGUAGAUUCUGGAAUCAGCGUGGUCACGAGAAAAAACUAAGCAAAUAUAAAUUAUUAUCUAUUAACUUUCAAAUGUCGUAAUCCUUCCUAAUGAAACAGGCCAACCGCGGUCAUAAUUCUUCUUUUCUUAUCUCUAAUCUGUCUGUCUACAAAGUACAUUUACUCUGUCGAAAUAUAUAGGGUGUCCCAGAAUGUAAUGAUAACCUGGCAUCGGGGAAAAGGUCCUCUUAUGAUGAGCCAGAUGCUGUUGCGGUCUCGUAAGAAUCCAAAGUAGUUGUUGGGAAAUUGUUACAAUAGGGAAACUUUUUUUUUUUUAAGAAAAAUAUCAUUGUUUAAUGUGCGAAGAGUUAACGACUACUAGUACUAAAAAAAUAAUACAAUAUUUUGCGAGCAAGAAUGACAUCCUGUAUAUUACAGUAUUUUCAUCUCAUUUCAAAUUUAUUGAGGCUAUAUAAGGUCACGGUUUUGACCAUAGUUGAUUAUGUAAGAACCUGGUAUCCAUUAAAAUUAACUUCUUUCACAUUAUAAAUAAUGAAUUAUGUGCCAGAUAAAUGAUAACACUAGCUUAUGUGUGUCGUCUCCUAUAUGUUAUAUACUGAAUAAUUAUAGAGCUGCGAUUAAUUCAAGUUAUAGGGCUAUGAACAGUUUCAACUAUUAAUUUAGGCAUGUAAGUUUUAGAGUAAUAGAGGUUUUGAAGAAACUAAAAUCUACAUGUUCUUCGAAAUACAAUGCAAUUCCAAAUUGUUUAAUGGAUGAAACACCAUUAUUUGCAUUAAAUUCAGAAGUUAAAAAUAUUAUGAGUCUUAAAACCACCUAUCAUAUAAUCUUUGUGUAGUAGUAGUAUUGAUAUAACUCAAUCUAAUAUAAGUAAAAUAAUUGAAUAUAUUAUGUGGAAGAUAUUUAAUUGUACUACAAAUUAUAAUCACAUAUUUUGAUCUCAUGUAUACAACAUUUAUAUUUAGCUUAUAUCUAUGUGUCAGUCGUCAUUUUCUGUAAUUUAAAUAGCUUCUGAAAAUUUACAUAUUAUUAUAUAAAUCUAGUAUCCAUGAGUAGAUUUUAGUUUAAAUAAUUAUAUUGUGUUAAAAAUAAAUGAAAUGUUAAGAUUCA